CCCUCCAGCCUCCCGCUUCCGGCCCGAAGUCGGGGUCACGCCCCUCGCUGUCUUGCGCAGGCGUAGCAGUGCGUAAGUGGGGCUCCACCCCUCACUUGCCUUCUCAAAGGCUAUCAAGCCUGCGAACAUUGUCACGCCCCCUGGCGCAGAUUGGGCGGUGCUCCAAAGGGGGUGGGCCGGGAGCACAGAGGGCGGUGCUUGAGUGCGGAGUGACAGCACCUGUGGGAGAACCUCAGGACAAAACCUGUGCUGUGUCCGUGCUAACACCUUCACCAGGCUCAGUCAGGAUCCUCCCUGGGGGUGGAGAAGCCAGUCUGUUGCCUACCACAUGAGCCAUCGUCUGGGCAGACAUGGAACACUGCUGGGUCGUCGUCUUGGGGCUUGUCUUGUGGCUGAUGCCUCCCUGCCUGGAUCUGACACAUGAACUGGGACCCCAGCAGGAAUGGACAUACGUGGUACCACACCAAUGUUACUGGUUGUGCUUCAAAUUUGGGGAGUGUGGCUGCCAUUCAAAAACCCCCAACUGCUCCACCUGCCACCACACAGCUGGAGAAGCAUGUUACCAGAAGACCAUGGGGGACUUGAGGACAAAAGCUCUCUGGUGGUUGGGCGUGAACUCAGUGAGUGAGCAUGAGACAGUGUGGACGAAGCCAUCAGAAGUGACUCCCAAUCCCCUCCUGCACCAUUUUGAUUUCCACUGUGUGUCCUGUGCCAUGUUGGGGAAUUCUGGCCUCAGCAAUAUCAACCAAUUAUUCUACAUGGCUUUCAGGAUGAAUCAGGCCUCCAGACACAGCUCCGAGGCAGGGAUGAGGAACCAAAUCACAGGACCCUUCAUCUGUCCCAGGAAUGCCAGUCACCAGGGUUCCUGGGGGCAGCACUGGUUACUGCAGCUUGCAGAUCUGGUACCCCAAGUGACGAGAUUUUGGAAGACGUCUGAUUCCCUAGAGGUACAAGAUAGUAAAGAUGAGGCAAAGUGCGAGAGCCAGCCCUGAUAGUAAUAACUGCUGACUUCUGAGAGAGGCCCAGAAGUCAAAUUCUACACUUCUCAAGGCUCCUCGGCAGAGGUAGGUGGAGGGAGAAAGGUGUGGGGAAAGAAGAGGGUGGGAACCUUAGGUAAGACUCUCCAGGCAGGCAGGGAGGCACUGAUGUCGUCUCCCUGAGUGUGGUGGCCUGCUGGAGUCUGUCUGGGUACUCUGCCUACUGUGCUGUCGGAAGUCCUGCCUGCCUACAGCCGAGGCAGAGGCCAGUCACUGCUCCCUGGUCCACUCUGAUCUAGACACCCUGCUUCUUCCCCUCUGUAAGUAUGGAUGGAGGCCGGCCUGGACUUCUUCCCACACUCCAGGUGGGGUUGGAACUGCACCACAGUUUGCCUCCCAUGAAGGUGAAAGUUCUCUGAAUGCCAAAGCCACUUCCUUUCUCCAGCUGGAGAGAGGCACCGGGCCAAGCACAUAACAGACACUGAGCCUUGUUGCCUGCAUGAUGAGAGGGAAAGGGAAAUAGAAAGUGGAAUCUCCCAGAACAUACCUCUCUUUGAAGCUCAACCAUAAGCAUGCUGUCCGAGGACCCCCUCUGACUUCCUCUCCCAUCCUAGAAAACAGAUAUGGAUCCUGUUACCUGGGCUAUCCACAGCACCCCACCUCUGCCCCAAGGUCAGCUGGGGUCCCAGGGGUCUAUCUACUUGGCAGGUCCUAGGAGUGCUGAACUUGUCAUCCUACUUCUGGGGGUCUAGGCAACAUCUGAGGGACAGAAGCUCAGAGGUACCUGAGCUCAGACUGAAGCUCAAUAGGGCGUCGUUCCAGGGCUAGGGGAGGCUGAGGAGGACCCACAGCAGCACAAGGGCAGCAUCCUCUGUGAGGAACUUUUGUAUUUAACAUAAGGGUUCACAAUGGAUCUGUUUUGUGGCAGCCGUGGGCUAUGAGCCAAAGAUAUAAAAGGGAAGACAGUGUCUGCUCUUGGGAAAUGAGGUGAAGCUGGAGAUGUUCAGGUCUAGAAGCAGUCUCUCCCUCCCAUACUGAUGGGCAUGCCGACCUAAGGCAGCCAUAGCUAAGAAGGGCAAACACCUCUCCAAACACUUUCCCUGAAAACGGGCCUCAUGCCAGGAGCUAUCAAGAACCCUAACUUUGUAAAUUCAAAACCAAGCGCUCUAAGCGAGCUGCAAAGCUGUGAUCCCACUCCUGGGCAUGUCAAGAGCUGGUAAGCAUGACACAACUCCUGGACACCAGGGACUCUGGUUCACCCAAGGUGAACCUGAGACACUUGUCUGGGAGUGAGUGGAUCUGAACUAAGAACGCAGGCCCACUAUCCCUGAGAACACACUUACCUAUGUAGGAAUCCUUCUGAACAAGGGCAGACUAGGGCAGACAAGCCAGGAGGGCUCUGGAUUAGCUAGAGUGGCUGUCUCUAUACAGAAGAGUGCUGGGGUAUGCGCUACAGAGGGUGGAGUUAAGGCAAGUAAGGGCAGGAAGAAAAACAGGUAAACCUGCUG
This is a messenger RNA of Rattus norvegicus (Norway rat), 2485 nucleotides long. Lineage: Eukaryota; Metazoa; Chordata; Mammalia; Rodentia; Muridae. The record is from RefSeq and is a predicted model, not a curated record.